CGGGGAAAGGGAGCGCGCCUGCCUCCCGCCUUCCUCCUCCUUCUCCUCAGGAGGGUCGCAUGAAAACGACUCUUCCGUGCCAAGGGCACCUUCUCCCCGCCCCGAGAGAGAGAGGGAGGGAGGGGCUGUGGCUUUAACAGCCGUAUGGCAGGCAGACGUUCAACGGAUUUAGUUUCCCCAUUAAACACAGCCCCAUACGCAGAAUACCCGCCCCCCCCCCCGGUUGAACUUCUGGUAGCUGUUAAAGGCACACGAGUCGGUAAAGUGGAGGGAGAGGUAGCAACUGCAGUUGUCCCCUUUCUCAGCCUAAAGAGAGCUGGUGGCUGUGUUUGGACUUGGAAGAUGAUUUUGAGAUGUGGUGGUUUCAGCAAGGUCUGAGCAUCUUGCCUUCUGCCCUCGUUAUUUGGACAUCUGCUUCCUUUGUGUUUUCAUACGUUACUGCAGUCGUCUUACAUCAUGUUGACCCUUUGGUGCCCUACAUCAGUGACACAGGAACAACACCCCCUGAAAGAUGUUUGUUUGGGAUAAUGUUAAACAUUGCCGCUCUUUUGGGCAUGGCAACCAUGUAUGUCCGAUACAAACAAGUUGAUGCUUUGAAUCCUGACAACCCCAAGAUCUUCAAGUUAAAUAAAGCUGGCUUUGUGUUAGGAACAGUUAGUUGCUUUGGGCUUUGCGUCAUUGCAAACUUCCAGAAAAGCACUUUAUUUUCUAUGCAUGUAACCGGAGCCUGUCUCACGUUUGGAAUAGGAGCCAUUUACAUUCUGGUUCAAACAGUUCUUUCCUACAAGAUGCAACCAGGGAUUCAUGGGAAGGGCAUUUUUUGGAUCAGACUGACAGUUCUGCUGUGGUGUACAUCCAGCAUAGUGAGUAUGUUUAUUUCUUCAGUCAUUUUGUACAGUGGCCUGUGUGGAACAGGUUUAGUACAGAAGCUGCAUUGGGACCCCCAGGAGAACGGUUACACUUUUCACAUCAUGAGCACAGUCUCUGAGUGGUCCUUGGCUUUCUCUUUCCUCAGCUUUUUCCUUACUUAUAUUCGUGACUUCCAGAAAAUCUCUUUGCGUACAGAAGCACUGCUGCAUGGGCACAAUCUUUAUUAUACACAUCAGCAGCUACUAACAGAUGACCAAGGAAUGCCAACCACAGGGAAUAUAUGAGAAGAUAACAAUGGAGAAUGAGUAUGAAUUGGAUCUAAAGGUGGAAUCCGUCCAUCAGAGAAUGGCUUUUUCUGUCAGAAGGGAAACUUUGGAUCAAACACUAGCUUUUAAUAUCUGAUGAACCUAUGUUGGUUUUGUGUCUAAAAAUCCAAUGUUGCCUGAGUGCACUUCUGCUCACACAAUGGGACUUCCCUAUCCUCUCCCCAAAUCUGUCCUGGAAGGCCACCUAAGUAAAGUGAAGUGCCAUUGCUCUUGAGCACAGACACUGUUGGAUUUCACUGAGUUAUGCCAUCAGUCUUAAUAUGCAACUAACAAGAUAGAUGCUUACUUGUCUCAUUGUCAUCAACCACAUCUACAACUCUAUAAAUGUGUUUUAAGAUUUAGCACAUUCUGUGCAAGCAGUAAAAAUGUGUCAUUUCAUAUGCAAAUAUUGAUGAAGGAUUGUUAAUGAAAUCUGUCACUUAUGUGAAAAUAUUUUUAAUUAACCCAUAAAGCAAUGCAAUUCCGAAUAUGAAGUAAUACUGCCAGUAGCAGCCUGCAACAUUUCUUCUAGAUUUUUAUAAACUGAAUAAUAAAAUACAAAUUAAAGUUU
Messenger RNA from Podarcis muralis (Common wall lizard), 1746 nucleotides. RefSeq names its product DNA damage regulated autophagy modulator 2 (gene DRAM2). Gene Ontology annotation, cellular component: lysosome. The record is from RefSeq and is a predicted model, not a curated record. Lineage: Eukaryota; Metazoa; Chordata; Lepidosauria; Squamata; Lacertidae. Gene Ontology annotation, biological process: regulation of autophagy; photoreceptor cell maintenance.